UUUGUACUUAUCCGCAUGUUGUAAAAGGAAAAAUCGGAGAAAUAGUUGAAAUCUUAAUUGAAUCGCGAUGGCUUACAAUUAUCAAUGCAACAAGAGAAGAUACUAUUGCGUGGGGAACUGAUAUUUUUACUGAUGAUUCAGAUGUUGUAAAAGUAGAUUUAACCGAUACACCGCCUCAACAUGAUUUAGUU
Molecule: messenger RNA, 191 nt
Organism: Racocetra fulgida
Lineage: Eukaryota; Fungi; Glomeromycota; Glomeromycetes; Diversisporales; Gigasporaceae
Source: the annotation of a GenBank genome assembly